GCCUGAAGAGAAGGGUAACGCCAUGUCCUCAUUACGAACAUCCUCCGCGGCCGCGCGGUUGCUGCGUAGUGCGUCGCAAGCCCGCGCCGUCCUUCCUGCUUCGCGACGCUUCCAGAGUGCUGUCCACGUCCCAGCCAAGUCAGAGGAGGAGGACAAGGAAAAGAAGGAGCAUUCGCCGAUGGCCACGCUGCCCCGGAACUCGCCCGACUACAGCGUCCCAAUUGACAUAGCUACAUCCACCUUCACUCCCGUCCCGAAGCACAUCCAAGACGGCAGCGAGGAUGUCCUCCCCGCGGGCCUCCUAUCCGGCGCGCCGCUGGAGCUUCAGGCCAGGACAGUCCGCAUCUUUAAACCCUCUAAGCCGGCGACCCAGUCUGGUACCAAUAUCGGCCAGAGGUGGCGGAUGGACUGGGACGUUCUACCCAAAGGCCACAGAUGGGAAAACCCGCUGAUCGGCUGGCAAUCGUCAGGCGACCACAUGCAGGGCACCCACAUCAACUUUGACACCAAAGAGGACGCCAUCGCUUUUGCCGAGAAGCAGGGGUACGAGUAUUUCGUCCAGGAACCCAACGAGCGUCACUUCACGCCAAAGGCGUAUGCCAACAACUUUCUGUACUCUCCUGGCAAGUUGAAGCACAUCCGUACCAAGUAGGUGGCGGUGGGAGGAUUGAUGAGCUGGGAUUUGCAUUGUACAUACGUGGGGCAGAAGACUGCGUCGAUAGAAUGCCAUGCUGUCAACAGCUUCGGAAGAAUGUCGCGCACUGCAAGUUUCUUUCGCGAGAGAGAGCUCUAACUAUAUUGCACGCUGUACCGUGUAAAGUCCCGUUUCAGACGC
Molecule: messenger RNA, 835 nt
Organism: Canariomyces notabilis
Lineage: Eukaryota; Fungi; Ascomycota; Sordariomycetes; Sordariales; Chaetomiaceae
Exons: 3
Coding region: 23-652 (209 amino acids)
Biological process (GO): electron transport chain
Source: RefSeq, a predicted model, not a curated record